GGAGGCGGUUCCUCGUGUGUUGGGGCGUGUGUCUGUGUUUGGGGGAUCUGAGGGGUACGCUGGGGCGACACCGGACGGGCCAUGGCAGCCGCCGAGGAGGAGGACGGGGGCCCCGAAGGGCCAAACCGCGAGGGGGGCGGGGCGGGCGCGACCUUCGAAUGUAAUAUAUGUUUGGAGACUGCUCGGGAAGCUGUGGUCAGUGUGUGUGGCCACCUGUACUGUUGGCCCUGUCUUCAUCAGUGGCUGGAGACCCGGCCGGAGCGGCAGGAGUGCCCUGUGUGUAAGGCCGGGAUCAGCAGAGAGACCGUUGUCCCACUGUACGGGCGAGGAAGCCAGAAGCCUCAGGAUCCCAGAUUGAAAACUCCACCUCGCCCCCAGGGCCAGCGACCGGCUCCGGAGAGCAGAGGGGGAUUCCAGCCAUUUGGUGACACCGGGGGCUUCCACUUCUCGUUCGGCGUUGGUGCUUUUCCCUUUGGCUUUUUCACCACCGUCUUCAACACUCAUGAGCCUUCCCGCCGGGGUGCAGGUGUGGAUCUGGGACAGGGGCACCCGGCCUCCAGCUGGCAGGAUUCCCUCUUCCUGUUUCUCGCCAUCUUCUUCUUUUUCUGGUUGCUCAGUAUUUGAGCUAUGCCUCCUUCCUGCCCACCUCCAGCCAGAGGAGAAUCAGUAUUGGGGGUCCUUGCUGACCCUCCCUUACUCCUGGACCUCCCCCCCAUGACCCUGCCGUUUCUGUUGCUAAGGGCAGCCCUGGUCGGGGGCGGGGUGGUGUUGUGUAGGUCGGAGGGGAAAGCCUGCUGCUCUGAACUGCUCGCUCAGUGGCACGGGGACUCAUGGCCCUGGGGCAGGAGGACGGGCUGAAGAGGACAUUUCUCCUUCGGAUCCUCUGAUUUCCCCCAGAUUUCUUGAUUGGAUGUUGAAAGGUGGGCAAGGCUCCCUGGCGUCUCCCCCACUCUCCCUGUGGGUUUAAUUUAAUUGUUCCCCCCCCCAGUGUCUAAUAUGGGUUCUGACAUAAGUGCUUCCUCCCCUCACUACCUCCUUUAAUACACGUUCAAUAAAAAAGGUGAAAUAUA
Lepus europaeus (European hare) is the source of this 1070-nucleotide messenger RNA. RefSeq names its product ring finger protein 5 (gene RNF5). Gene Ontology annotation, biological process: ubiquitin-dependent protein catabolic process. Bases 82 to 624 code for a protein of 180 amino acids. Gene Ontology annotation, cellular component: endoplasmic reticulum. Gene Ontology annotation, molecular function: ubiquitin protein ligase activity; ubiquitin-like protein conjugating enzyme binding. The record is from RefSeq and is a predicted model, not a curated record. The transcript is spliced from 6 exons. Lineage: Eukaryota; Metazoa; Chordata; Mammalia; Lagomorpha; Leporidae.